Molecule: messenger RNA, 1272 nt
Organism: Kuraishia capsulata CBS 1993
Lineage: Eukaryota; Fungi; Ascomycota; Pichiomycetes; Pichiales; Pichiaceae
Exons: 1
Coding region: 1-1272 (423 amino acids)
Source: RefSeq, a predicted model, not a curated record
AUGUCCAGACCUAUGGAUAGUGGAUAUAACAAUGGAGAAAGGGACCCCGAAAAGGAUUCGGACAACGCCGGGUUAUCAGAGACUCUUUCGAAUAGACUGAGGGCAUGGCUUGGAGCUCUGCCUGAGUCGCCAUCUUCACCAUCAACACUGGGAGCUCCCUCUCCAUCUUCUGCACCAAUGUCACCGAGCCGGUCAAUGGCAGGAGACUUGUCUCGUUCUUCAGAGUUGUGUUAUCCUAAGUUUGACCCCACGACGCAUUUGAGAUAUCGACAGGGACAUCUUUCAAAGGAAGUCAAGCUCUUAUCGCUGGGAGUAGAGGAGUCUGACCAAAUGGACAUUACGGGCGAAGGAGCUUUGCCCCUUUUUACAAAACAAUGCUGCGAGAUUAUGAGAAGAGAGCUUAUCAACUGCCAGCAAGCUUUAGUACUGAAAAGGACGAACAAAAAGAAAUCAUCACUGCGCUAUCUGUCACAUGGAAAGCAGUAUAAUGAGAAACACUUGGGUGAUCGUCAUAGAGGCUCGGUCACGCCACUAAUUUCUGAUGACCGAUCUCUCAAAUCUUCAUGCCUAGCACCCACGCUACGCGAAUGCGCCGAUGUGGCGCCCUUCUGCUACAGUGCUCUGACGCAUCCGAAAUCCAUUGCUGCUGUAAGUGCUAUUGCUGGUCAAGAUCUUCAAAUUUGUCCGGAUCUUGAGAUAGCCCACAUUGCUUUGUGCAGGCUAGAUCCACUGGCCAAACACAAGAAGGCUAGCGCCAUUACAAAGGAAUCAGGAACAUCCACGAAGUCGGUAGCGUAUCCUUUCAUAUGCGUCGUGCGGCUCACCGGGGACGAUAGCAGUUUCGAGCUUCCCCCGAUAGGAUACAGCACAAUACUUCAGGGUAGAUUCACUGAAAACAUAGCAAAAAAUCAGCUGUGCUCUCUGCGUUUAUUUGCAAACAGUGAGGCCAGUACCAAAAAACAGAUCUACAACGUGGUCCUCACAGCCACGUUUCAGCCGCGAGACAUAAUCAAGUACGAAGAUGGCCGUUUUCUAUCUCGUGCGGAAAACUAUGUGUUGACUGCAAAAAAGCUAGUUCUGACGUUGUGCUACAAAGAUAAUCAAACCCGGCCUGAUACAGCGCAGGAGUCAGCGGACGACUACAAGAAUGUCGAGAAAUACGUUAGCUGGCUCAAGAAUUACUACGACUCUGGUCAGGCUCCAGAUGUUGAUAUGAUAAACCCAUCUGUCAUGAUACCCAACUCGCCAACCCUGAGCACUUCGAGUGUUUAG